CCUUCUAUCAUUGGAGUUCGCUAUAUGAUUCCAAAUUAUACCAGGAAAGUGUGUUGUAGAUAUCUCUUCUGAUGAUGAUGCUGUGUUCCAACCUCGGAUGUCAAGAAAGGGGUAAAGUUAGCAUCACGCGUAGAUCGAAUAGGGGUCAUCCCAGAUGGAAGCAACAGGAGGGGUUACAGAAGGGUUCAAUAUGGCAAUUAUGUCCGAUUAUUAUACCUGUCAAGAAGAAAGGUUAAUUUAACUUUCGACUAUACACGCUAACCCAAUCAAGUCUCUGAUUCUAGAAAGGACUCACUGGUGAUCGCCAAAGUCUGUACUUAGAUGGUAGUAGGUGAACUUCAGGCAUGCAUGAAUGAGUCACUUUACGGUAACUUUAUAGAAAGUAGUUAUAUCUUCAUUCAGCAUUAUGUUUUUUCAGUUAGAAAACAAACCACCAUCUCGAAUCUGUUAAUCCCACUUUAAGACAACAGACUUUGACUUUCCCCAAGGAGUCCCUUGUACCAGUUUUCCUAGACAGCAAACAAGUCGCUCACAAUGGCAACUCUGCCCCGCCAGAUCGAAUCAGUUAGUACUGCUGAGUUGUACAACCGUUGGGCAAAGGUCUACGACACAGACAAUAACAUCCUCCAAGCCAUAGACGACCUCAUGAUCGCAUCUCUCCUCACACUCGGUCUCCAAACCGCUCACGCACAACUCCCGUCUCCUUCCCAAGCCCUGACUAUAACCGAACUCGGCUGCGGUACAGGACUUAAUACAUCCAAACUCCUCCUCCCACCGUUCACGCCCUCCUCUCCCGAACUAGGUCAGGUUCAUAUCCACACAACCAAUGCCCUAGACCUAAGUCCCGCCAUGCUAUCCAUCGCUCGAACCCGCUGCUCCUCGAUCCUCUCCUCCCAAUCCACCACCUUUCCUAGCCCCAAAUCAAACCUCACAUUCCACCCCUUCAACGCCCUCUCCCCUCCCCCUCCUCCAUCCCCUCUCUCUCCAGCACAGCAGACCUCCUCCUCAGCACCCUCGUGCUCGAACACCUCCCCCUCCCAACAUUCUUCCACACCGUCAAAACCCUUCUCAAACCCCACGGUGGCGUGCUAGUUCUAACCAACAUGCACGCUGAGAUGGGACGGCGUAGUCAAGCGGGGUUUAUAAGUAGUGUGGUAGAAGGCGAGGGAGGAGGGAGGGAGGAGGUGAAAGUGCAAGGAGAGAGUUUUGUGUAUGAGGU
Molecule: messenger RNA, 1219 nt
Organism: Cadophora gregata
Lineage: Eukaryota; Fungi; Ascomycota; Leotiomycetes; Helotiales; Ploettnerulaceae
Exons: 3
Coding region: 535-1092 (185 amino acids)
Source: RefSeq, a predicted model, not a curated record